This is a messenger RNA of Aspergillus mulundensis, 885 nucleotides long. RefSeq lists its product as uncharacterized. The record is from RefSeq and is a predicted model, not a curated record. Bases 1 to 885 code for a protein of 294 amino acids. Gene Ontology annotation, biological process: mitotic sister chromatid segregation. Gene Ontology annotation, cellular component: kinetochore; MIS12/MIND type complex. Lineage: Eukaryota; Fungi; Ascomycota; Eurotiomycetes; Eurotiales; Aspergillaceae. The transcript is spliced from 2 exons.
AUGGACUCAUCACAUUACCGGAAAAUCGAGCUACAAUCCCCCGCAGACUUCACUUUCCUCCACGGCAACACGGUCGCCCUCUCCCGCCAAAAGCUCGACCUGCAUCUACCCCCCUCGGCAGCCCCAAACAAUGAGCCGGACCCUAUGCGCGAGCGCGUGCGCGAGCUCGUUGAUGAUUUCAUAACCCGUACUUUCGCAUCCGCUUCGUCCUCCGUCUCAAUCAACGGGCUCGACUCGUCGUCCCCGGAGUUUCCAUUCCCAGCAGCAUUCACGGCGCCAACAGAACUCGAGACGGUCGAGUAUGAACCCUUCGACGGGAAGUUAGCGGCGCGGGUGACAUCACUAUAUGCGCAGUUGGAGUCGCUGACUACGACGGUUGCGCAGUUGAGGAGGGAUGCGCCGGGGCGGGCAGCGAGGGAGUAUGCGCAAGAGUUGGCGAAGGUUAUUGAGGAGGAGGAAAAGGCGUUAGAGGAUGAAGAUGAAGAAGAAAUAGACGCAGAUGUCGAAAUGGAUGAUGCAGGUUCGAAUGUGGACGCCAACACAGUCCAGAAUGAAUCACAAGCCCUGUCGGAGAGAAGCGCUACGAAUACGAACGGAGAGAAAAAUGAAGAGAGGAGGCGGCGACGGAAACCAUCGAGGAAGGAGUGGAAGCUGGAUAUUCCACUUGGCACAGAACAGGAAGCGGAGCGGUGGCGGAAUGGGGAGAUGGCGGAGGUCUAUGAGGAUGCAUUGCGAACUCUACUUCGGCUUCAGGGUGAGCCUGUACUAGGGGAUGACGACACCGUUGCGUCCAAGUCCGACGGUGUUGAUGGAAAUGCGCUGGCAUCUACGGUAGGCAAAGCCGAGCGAGCUGGCAGGGCGGUUGAGUUCGUGGAGAAGAUUUGA